This is a messenger RNA of Mobula hypostoma (lesser devil ray), 6305 nucleotides long. It is a transcript of the gene fndc3a, whose product is annotated as fibronectin type III domain containing 3A. Gene Ontology annotation, molecular function: protein binding. The coding region runs from base 169 to 3744 and encodes 1191 amino acids. NCBI's taxonomy places the organism in Eukaryota, Metazoa, Chordata, Chondrichthyes, Myliobatiformes, Myliobatidae. The transcript is spliced from 26 exons. The record is from RefSeq and is a predicted model, not a curated record.
AAUUGAAGAUGGCGGCGGCUGCGGUGACGGUUGGGUCCGCUCGGAGAGCGCGAGCGCUGCCGCCCCGGAGAUGAAGCGGCGGCACCGAGAGCGGGAUUGUAAACACAACGCGGCCGGGCCUCUGGGGGAGUAGGAAGAAGAAACCAGUCUGUGGCUAUACUUCUGAUAAUGGCAGAAAAUCCACCACCACUUGACGCAACCUCGCUUCUCAAUGUUGAUUUGUCUCUUCUACCUCCUCUAGUGAAUGGAGACGGGACGCAGGUUAUUUUGGUUCAAGUCAACCCAGGUGAGACAUUUACUAUAAGAAGAGAGGAUGGGCAACUUCAGUGCAUUACAGGUCCUGCUCAGGUUCCAAUGGUGUCCCCAAAUGGUUCAGUGCCUCCUAUUUAUGUGCCUCCAGGAUAUGUAUCCCAGGUUAUUGAAGAAAAUGGUGUUCGAAGGGUGCUGGUGUUACCUCAACAGCCAGAGUUUCACCCUGGUAGUCAUCCACCAAUACAUCCUCAUCCGUAUAUGCCUACGUUUCUUCAUCCACCUGUCCUACCACAUCAUCAAAUGUACUCUACAGGACCAGGCGAUGUUUCAACACAGUACGUUCCACAGCAUCAUCCUCCACAUUCAUAUACAGAUCAAGAAUCUCAUCCCACUCACGGCAGGUCCAACUAUAUCCAUAGAGAUGAAAGGACUAGCAAAGCAUAUGAUCGCUUACAAAAGAAACUGAAAGACAGACAAGCUAAUGGGUCAAAAGACAAAAUCAGCAGCCCAUCAUCAUCUCCCCAUAAGUGCCAUUUUGAGUCUCUCACCAGUGAACAGAAUGAACAAGAUACCCUAGAAACAUGUGUAGGAAAUGAGAAGAGUAAACAAGAUCAGAAGAAGGAAGGCACAUCUGAAAAAGAUACAGAUAUGUCUGCAGAUGAAGAUGCAAACAAAAAAGCUCUUGAAGCUUUGCUAAGUGUUAGCAAACCGAUGGUAUCUGACAUCCAGGCAAGAACAGUUGUCCUCACUUGGGCUCCUCCUUCAGCCGCAAUAAAUGAUGAUGCUGCUAGUGAUUUUUUAUCUGAACCCUACAGCUAUGAAGUUGCUAUUUCAAAUGGUGGGAAAGAUGAGAAGUUCAAAAUUGCUUAUGUAGGAAAGGACGAGAGUGUCACAUUACAUGACCUAAAGCCGGCCACAGACUACCAAGCUAGGGUGCAAGCAGUGUGUAACCUAAUAAGAGGGGCCCCAUCGGAUUCAGAGAGUUUUAGAACAUUGUGCAGUGAACCAGAUACACCAAUGGCACCUAGAAUAAUAAACAGGACCAAGCAUUCCCUCAGUCUGCAGUGGAAGGCCUCAUGUGAUAAUGGUUCCAAAGUCACCAACUAUAUUCUGGAAUGGGAUGAGGGUAAAGGAACUAGUGAGUUUUCACAGUGUUAUUCCGGGCUACAAAAGCAAUUCAAAGUUACCAAAUUAUCACCAUCUGUGGGAUACAGGUUUAAGUUAGCAGCCAAAAAUGAUGUUGGAAUGAGUGACUUCAGUGAAGAAGUGCUUUUCUACACUUCUGGCAGUGUUCCUCCUACACCAGCAGGUCCUCAGCUUCUUAAAGCUGGAAUCACAUGGUUGUCAUUACAUUGGAGUAAGCCUUCAGGAACUCUCUCCGAUGAGGGUAUUGGUUAUAUUUUAGAAAUGGAAGAUGAAACCUCAGGAUACGGGUUUAAGCCAAAGUAUGAUGGAGAGGAUCUCGCAUGUACCAUUAAAAACCUUAGAAGAGGAAGUAUGUAUAAAUUUAGGGUAAUUGCAUACAAUUCAGAAGGGAAGAGCAACCCGAGUGAAAUCACAGAGUUUACCACUUUUCCAGACAAACCUGGAAUGCCAAGUAAACCUUUGGUGAAGGGGAAGAUUCAUGCUCAUAAUUUUAAAAUAAUAUGGGAUCCACCCAAAGACAAUGGAGGAUCAGCAAUUACAAAGUAUGUUGUUGAAAUGUCAGAGGGUAUAAAUGGAAACAGAUGGGACAUCAUUUACAGUGGAUCUGCCAGAGAACAUGUCUGUGACCACUUAAGUCCUGGCUUUACAUAUCAGUUGCGUGUUUACUGCAUUAGUAAAGGAGGACAGAGUCUGGUUUCCGAAACAUUACAAGUACAAACAGCAGCAGUACCUCCAGGACCUUGUCAACCACCAAGACUCAUGGGUAAACCUCGAGCAAGGGAAUUGCAGUUGCAUUGGGGCCAACCUCCUGUGACUGGUGGUUCCCAAGUAAUAAGUUAUAAGCUAGAAAUGUUUGCAUCAGACCUGAAUGAUACCAAGGAAGUGUACCAAGGACCAGACAUGGAAUGUACAGUCAGCAACCUGCUUCCAGGAAGGAUAUAUGGUUUUCGACUUCGAGCUGCAAACAAAACAGGGUAUGGACCAUUCUCAGAAAAAUGUGAGAUUUGUACGGCAGCAGCAUGUCCUGAUCAAUGCAAAGCUCCACAGGUUACGUGUAAGACAGCCACAUGUGUGCAUGUCAGCUGGACGGUACCAGCUGACAAUGGUGCUGAUGUGACAGAGUAUAGGCUGGAAUGGGGAGUAGUGGAAGGUAUGAUGCAAAUCUGUUACUGUGGGCCUGGUCUAAGUUAUGAAAUGAAAGGACUCCUGCCUGCCACUACCUACUUCUGUAGAGUUCAGGCAUUGAACAUCGCUGGUGCUGGUCCUUUCAGUGAUGUAGUUUUAUGUAUGACACCAGCAUCUGUUCCAGCUGCCGUAGGUUUUGUACAAGUUAUGGAUGAGGAUCAGCUUGAUGUGCCGCUUGAUUUCCAGUCAACUUGUCUUGCGAUACAGUGGGAAGAGCCUUGUGAUCAUGGUUCUGAAAUCACAAACUACAGUAUUGACUUCGGUGAAAGACAGCCAAUAAUCGUGGACAGAACCACUAGCCAUGUCAUUGAAAAUCUGCAGCCAGAUACCACUUACAGGCUGCGAGUUCAGGCUAUAAACAGCAUUGGACCUGGUCCUUUUAGCCACACUAUUAAAGCAAAAACAAAACCACUGCCUCCAGAACCACCUCGGAUAGAAUGUGUGGCUUCUAGUCAUCAAACUCUGAAGCUUAAAUGGGGAGAAGGCACUGCAAAAACCUUGGCAUCAGAGGCUACACAAUAUGUCUUGCAGAUGGAAGAUAAGAAUGGAAGGUAUUCAACGUUAUACAGGGGACCAUGUCACACAUAUAAAGUUCAGAGGCUCAGUGAGUCCACAUGCUACCGAUUUAAAAUUCAGGCAUGUAAUGAAGCAGGUGAAGGACCCCUUUCUGAAGUUUACACUUUCAUGACUACCAUAUCUCCUCCAUCUCCUCUUAAAGCUCCAAGAUUAGAGCAACUGAAGGAGAAUGUUUGUGAUCUCAUUUGGGAACCCUUGCCAGCAAUGAAGGGAGAUCCAAUUGUUUACAGCGUUCAAGCCAUGAUUGGCAAAGACUCUGAAUUCAAGCAGAUAUAUAAAGGUCCAGAAACAACCUUCCAAGUUUCAAACCUCCAGUUAAACUGUGAAUACCGUUUUCGAGUGUGUGCCAUUCGCCAGUGCCAAGGCACUCAAGGGUUUCAUGAUCUAGUGGGCCCUUACAGUGCCACUGUAACAUUAUAUUCUCAGAGGAAUGAAACACCAACCAGCAGCAGCAAAGACACUACAGAAGUCACAAAGGCAGCACAGACAUUAAGUGAUGAGCAGUGUGCUGCCCUCAUCCUUGCGUUGUUUGCCGCAGUCUCUGUUUUGAUUGCUUUCAUUGUUCAAUACUUUGUCAUCAAGUGAAAAGUUAUUAGUAUCUUUAUGUCUCUCUGCCAUGUAUUACUUGUGUUGUAAUAUCGAAUUAUUGUUGUUAAUUAUGCUUUUAAAUUGAUGAUGGUAUCCAAUCUUACAUAGAGGCUCUUUGCCAACAUCUCAGCCAUUGUCAUGCCUUUAAUCUUGCUUGUUAAUGAAAAGCUGGCAAUGUAGAAAUAGUGUUCCAUCAGAGAUUGUUGAAAGUAGCAACAAUCUAUACAAGAAGUGACAUCUGGUUAAGUCCAGUACCAUUUUGCAUAGGACCCCUUUAAGCUGCUUCUGAAUGUUGACAUGCUAUGUUUGAAGUUGAAGCGUUAUACCAGAGAUUUUUUUUAAAAAGCUUUAUUAUAAGGGAUCAUGUGAAAAUGUUCAGAUGAAAGGAAAAAAAAUGAUGCACUUCAGUGCAGUGUGCUAAAUAUAUUGCAGGAACAGAUAUUGGCGGUAUUAAAUCUUGAGGAGUAUGUAGGUAAAAUUCAUAACAGUUGCAACAAGAACAGUGAACCCAAACUGUGAAACUUUGAAUCUUUGGUAGUUGUGCAAUUCCUACCUCUUCUCAAAUGUAGCCUAAAACAAUUGAAGAGGGACCUCUUGGACUAAAUUGCCAGUAAGCAAGAAUGACUUGUGAUUGUGUGGAUAAAAGCUACUCAGUGAGCGAUACAGUAGAAUAUUUUAGUGCUAAAGCUUUUGUAUCACGAAGACAAACUUAAACUGUCAUGUCUUCGAACUUGAGUAAUUAAUACAAUACUUCCUACAUACACAAGUUAUAAUGGAUCGUUUUCACUGUUUCACAGAUUAUAUUUUAGGCACAAUUUUAAUUUUAGCAGCUUUCUUUAGUGAAGAAAUGAUUUACAAUUGAAAAUUAAUAAUUCUUCAUUUUAAAUUCAUACUGAAUGCAACAAUUCUGUGCAAGCCUCAAGAUAAAAGUUAAAAUCUUAGAGAGUUCCUGCAAAUCCCUAAGAACACUAAUAGCACCAACUAUCUGGAAAACAACACUACAUAUUGCAAAGAUAAUACAUUUCAUAAGGUCGCAUGUCAGCCAUUUUGCAGUACUUUGCAAUUUAUGUGCUAAUAGAUAUCAUCUGGAACUCUGCCCCAGUGUAUGGUGGGCUGUUAUUGGUCCAAUAGUUCAUUUAUACUUACUAGCACCUUAAAUGCUGUCUCCAUUAUUGCACAUAAUCUCUGAUUAGAGUCUUGUGAUAAAGAUAUGGAUUUGCUAGAGUAUUACAUGUCCUUAAAGUAAUAUUGUUUUAUUCAUAUACCGUGCAAUGCAUUCUAAUUUUUUUUUGGUUAGUCUCUUAUUUAUUCUAAUUAUAGACAUAAAUUCCUAGGUUAUUAACACUUUCAGUAGUGUGCGCUACCAGUUAUGUUGUGCUACAAAUCACUUUGUUUUAUGUGUCACUUUAUUUGAAGGAGGUAAGGGGUAUGUGAAAGUUUGAUAUAUGCACGCAAACCCUGUACAAAGUGAACUUUCUGCAUUGUCAGGUACGUUUACAUUUCCCUUUUGCUUUUUAAGUUGAGUGUUGCACUUCAAUGUUAGCAAGUGUUACCCAAAGAAAGUAUACUGUGCAUCUCAAGCUGGAUGAUUGCAAAUGCUGAGUGUUUCAUGUCUGAUCCUUUCCUCUGGCCACCAGCUGCUGACAACUUUAUGCAUUUUUUUUAAAGAAACAGGCAUGAUUGCCCAGCAGAAAAAAAAGCUGCAAGCAGAUCAGGAGAAGCAUCAUUUAUCUUUCCAGGUAUCCCUUAGCUUUAUUUUAAACCAGUUAUAAAUCAAAUACCCUUAAAAUAUCCUUCUAAAUCUGCAGCCUUAAUUACAUUUUAUGUACCUUGGUUAAAUAAUUUACCUGGAGUGGGAUAUUUUUUCCCUAUUCCCUCAACGGUUGCUUAAUUCUAUUGUGGCACUGGCAACUUUACUGAAAAGAAUACACAAAAUGUUUUGGCCAGCUAUAUUCUAUAAGAAAAUGUUACGUAUGUUGGAUUUUUGAUGGCUCUAUUUCAAGACAAUGUGGGCUCAAUUUUAAAACAUUCUGCAAAAUUUGUUGUUGUUGUUGAAAAGCUGGAAGAGUUUAUUUUGACAGUCAAAUUCAAGUCCAUUCCUAUUUUUGAUAGUUGCAUAUUAUCAGUCAUUUAUAAAUGUAAUUGUACUUUCCAUACUCUCAUUGCAGUUUCCUGUAUUGAGGGGCAGUGGUUUUUAAAUGUAACAAAGCUUCACAGUUACCUCAUUGAUUGUACAUUCCAAAAACUAUGGAAACUUUGGAACUGUUCCAAAUAUACAGCAUAUCACUUAUAUUAUGUCUGAUUUAGUACUGAUGAUGUAAAGCUGCCAUAACAUGUAUAGACUCUGAAAUAUGUAUCUAAAUCCAAAUUAUAAAUCAGCAGGUAAUACGUAAAACAAAAUUCAUGCACAAUAAAUAAUGUAUGAUUCUUUGCACUGCCUACUGCAUGUAUACAAGGUGUUUAGGCUUUGUUGCAAGUUGAAUAGAUUUUCAAGGCAGAUGAGACUAUUAGAGUAGAAAGUAACAUGGUUUGCAGCAACUUCUGAACAACUCCAAAAU